AUUUAAACAAGUACGCUAUAAGUACGAGUAAGCAUACGCUUUGCUUCACAAAGACCAGGAUCAUUGUUAGAAUACUCUAAACUCAUCAUGCGAUUUGUGCCUGUGCAAGUGCUGUUUGUUCUGCUCUGUAUGGCUGAAGCAACUAUUUCUGGUGCAAGAGAAGAGCAACAAGUGGAGAGAAAGGAAAAACGUGAAAUUGUCCCGUGUGAAAAGCAAGCCGUCUAUCAUGACAAAGUUGAAAAGCGAGAAGCCAGAUCUGCACAGCGUAAGAGGCGUGAGGAGGAGGGAUUGUCUCUAUGGGCCACGGAGGAAAAUUUGCACCGCACCACACGAAGUCAGACCUCGCAGCCCUUCGUUGCAAAGAAUUCCCGGGUUAACAAGCGUCAAAGACGCCAUGAAGAGGAAUUGUUGAACUGGGUCGAAUUUCACCACACUAAGCGAAGAGAGACGCCUCGAACUUGGGUUGCAAAGCGUACCCAACAUAACAAGCGAAGUGAUAAUCAGACUGGGAGGCACAGGAAAAUUCUCCGUCGCAAGCGGUAUGCAACACCUUUCAGCGAGACUGCAGGGGAAUCCUGCCGAGACAAACGGGGUGCUGGGGCAAAGAAGGUGCUUUGGACAAAGGAAAAAAUGCAUAAAGACAAGCGAAGCGCGGGAUAUGUCACCUCGGUGGAAGAUAACCAUACCCACAAAAAAGGCGCCGUAUUGAAGACUGCGCUGGCGACACCUGUGGGUCAAAAUGCAACAAGCACGUGAAAAUAGGGGGCGCCUGCAUCAAUGAUCGGUGUGUCUGUUUCCAUCGAUAAUCUGGGAGCACCGUGUAUGAAUCUGGCAGUGCUCAAGGAAUAAAACUUAAUGAUAAACUCUCCGUGCUUUUGUUUAUUGAAAACCAACUUUAAUGCGCAUGUUCCAGUAGACAAAUUCAGACAAAUGGUUGAUGUGGAUGAAUUAGUCUCUCUCUCUCUAUCAUUUUCCGCUCUUUUUUCCAUCUACACCGAUAAAGCAACGUGUUAUUAUCAUGAAUACUGUCUACCUCUCUCUCUCUCUCUCUCUCUCUCUCUCUCAUUUUCCACUCUUUUUCCAUCUAAACCCAUAGAGCAACGUGUUAUUAUCAUGAAUAAGUUCUAUCCCAACAGUCGCGUUAAUUGCUCAUUCAGCCAUGAAAACAGCAGUUAU
Molecule: messenger RNA, 1176 nt
Organism: Lingula anatina
Lineage: Eukaryota; Metazoa; Brachiopoda; Lingulata; Lingulida; Lingulidae
Source: RefSeq, a predicted model, not a curated record